AUAAAAAAAUGACGAUUGUCUAAUAUCAAAAUAUUAUCAACUUUAGAAUACCUAACAUAUUAUAGUUAUCGAGGGACUUUGACCGUACGAAACUUGUGACUCUGCUCAGUUUGUUGUAGUAGUGACAAUGGAGCAGUUACGAUUUGACGGUCGCGUUGCCGUAGUUACCGGAGCUGGUGGUGGGCUCGGGAAAGCCUACGCCCUACUCUUGGGUUUAAGAGGGGCUAAAGUUGUAGUCAAUGAUCUAGGCAGUGCCAGAGACGGAAUUGGCAAGUCAAAUUUUGCAGAUGAUGUCGUAAAGGAAAUAAAAGCCAAAGGCGGAGAGGCAGUAGCAGAUUACAAUUCUGUAGUGGAGGGUGAAAAAAUUAUUAAAACAGCACUAGAUAACUAUGGACGCAUUGACAUCCUCAUUAAUAAUGCUGGAAUUCUCCGUGAUAGAAGUUUCCAGAAAAUGUCAGAACAGGAUUGGGACUUAGUUCAUGCUGUACAUUUGAAAGGAGCAUACAAAACCACACAAGCGGCAUGGGACGCAUUCAAGAAACAGAAGUUUGGCCGUGUUGUCAUGACAUCGAGCAAUGCUGGGCUUAUGGGCAAUUUUGGACAGUCCAACUACAGCGCGGCAAAAAUGGGCUUGGUAGGGUUAGCAAGUACAUUGGCGAUCGAAGGUGCGAAAUACAACAUCAAAGUAAACACAAUUAUACCGACAGCAGCCUCACGCCUUACCGAAGACAUUUUACCACCAGACAUGUUCCAAGCUAUGAAGCCAGAACUCAUUGCUCCAGUUGUGGCAUACAUGGUGCACGAAUCAUUUGAGGACAAUGGUGUUAUAAUUGACUCAACCCUAGGUUUUGCUCACAAAGCACACCUUGUUAGAUCACAGGGUGUUCCACUAAGGAACAAGCCAGCUGAUCCAGUAACGAUUGAAUCUGUUAGGGAGAAAUGGGCUGAAGUUGUGAAUAUGAAUGGCGCUAGAAGGAUCGACAAAAUUGCAGAAGUCACUCUGGAUCUCGUGCAAGGCUUGCAGGACUUCGAAGAUCGUACUAAAAUGGACAGUGUUCAUCCUUCAUAUUGGACGACAUACAACUACAAUUCAAAGGACCUUGUAUGCUACGCGUUAGGAGUUGGAGCAUCAGUUGUGAACCCGUCAGACCUAAAGUUCCUAUACGAGAGUCACGAGCAGUUCACAGCUCUGCCCACAUUCUUCAUCCUACCUGGGAUGUGCAUGGAAUCACCCGUCGUGGGCAAUGCCAUGCCUAAAGGGAAAUAUGCUGAUUUUACUAAUAUACUUCACGGUGAGCAGUACGUGGAGUUUUUCGGUGAUUUCCCGGGGACAGAGGGAAACUUCACCACCAGAAACUAUGUGGUCGACGUUUUGGAUAAGGGCUCCAGUGCCAUCGCCCUUGUUAACAGUGAAGUGUACCAAGACAAAGAGCUGGUAGUUCGCACCCAGCAGCACAUUUUCGUUGUCGGUCAGGGAGGCUUCAACGGUCCACGAAGCAGUGAUAAGGCGGUAGGUGUACUCCCACCCCCGAAGAGGUCUCCUGAUGCUGUAUUGGAACAGCGCACAGCUGAGGAUCAAGCUGCGUUAUAUAGGUUAUCCGGAGACUUGAACCCACUUCAUAUUGAUCCCAAUGUUGCUUCAGCAAGUGGUCACCCCAAACCCAUCUUGCAUGGAUUGGCCUCUCUCGGCUUCUCAGUCAGACAUGUUAUUGCCAAAUAUGCAGGCAGUGAAUCCAAGAAUGUGAAGGCCAUAAAGGCUCGGUUUGCAAAGCCAGUGCUUCCAGGACAAACACUGGUCACAGAGAUGUGGUUGGAAGGUACUCGUGUACACUUCCAGACUAAGGUUAAAGAGACCGGAAACAUAGUUAUAGCUGGUGCAUAUGUGGACUUGAAGACUGUUGUCAAAGAUGGAGCAAGCCCAGCUCCAGUGCAGCAAUCAACGUCAUCUGUAGACUUGAAGAGUGACUCAUUAUUUGCCAAAAUCCAGCAAGGGAUCAAGGAGAAUCCAGACAAAGCCAAGAGUGUUGGCGCUGUAUACUUGUACAAUAUUACAAGUAAUGGCAAAACGGUUAAACAAUGGACUUUGGACUUAAAAACGGCCAUUGGUGUAUACCAGGGUGAACCCAAGAGUGGUAAAGCAGAUACAACAUUGACAGUAUCUGAUGAUGACAUGAUUGAAAUUGCUGCAGGAACAUUAAGUCCACAAGUUGCUUAUUUGAAGGGGAAAAUUAAGAUUUCUGGCAAUAUUAUGCUCGCUCAAAAACUAGGACCCCUACUUAAGUCUGGUGCUAAAUUGUAAAUGAGGUUAAUUUUAUACAAAGGGAAUAUGUUAUUUAUAAGGAAAUGUUAUUUUAUAAUGUUAUGUUUACAAUCAUUCCAAUUUAAGGUGAGGGAAUAAAAUUUUAUGCUUUUUAAA
Messenger RNA from Pieris brassicae (large cabbage white), 2416 nucleotides. RefSeq names its product peroxisomal multifunctional enzyme type 2-like. Lineage: Eukaryota; Metazoa; Arthropoda; Insecta; Lepidoptera; Pieridae. The transcript is spliced from 15 exons. Gene Ontology annotation, molecular function: oxidoreductase activity. The record is from RefSeq and is a predicted model, not a curated record. Bases 128 to 2299 code for a protein of 723 amino acids.